This is a messenger RNA of Morus notabilis, 555 nucleotides long. RefSeq names its product cysteine-rich receptor-like protein kinase 25. Gene Ontology annotation, biological process: protein phosphorylation. Lineage: Eukaryota; Viridiplantae; Streptophyta; Magnoliopsida; Rosales; Moraceae. The transcript is spliced from 4 exons. The record is from RefSeq and is a predicted model, not a curated record. Bases 1 to 555 code for a protein of 184 amino acids. Gene Ontology annotation, molecular function: protein kinase activity; ATP binding.
AUGGGACAAGUUCAGAGUGUUAAGUUUGGGCCAGUUAAGAAUGUCAAGUUUGAACCAACUGAGCGCGUUACAGACAUGCCUUUUGUGGGGACGAGAAAACCUUUUAUGCAUUCUAGUCGGAGACAAUCUAGUGCUAUCAUAUGUGCUACUGCUUUGGAAAGCUCUCUCCAAGCACUGACGUCGUCAACUCACCUCAAUCAUCGUGAUCUGAAAGCUAGCAACAUACUUUUAGAUAGCCAAAUGAGCCCAAAAAUUUCAGAAUUUGGCAUGGCAAAGAUCUGUGGAGUUGAUCAAAGUCAAGGCAACACCAGUAGGAUUGUUGGAACAUAUGAUUACAUGUCUCCGGAAUAUGCAUAUUAUGAACAAUUCUCUCUCAAGUCUGAUGUGUAUAGCUUUGGCAUCUUAGUUAUUGAGAUUGUCACCGGCAAGAAGUGCACUAGAUUCUUCGACUCAGAGGGCUCCGAUCGAGCACCUCUUGAGUUAUGCUUGGAAACAUUUGAGGGAAGGGACGCCAUUGGAGUUGUUAGUUCACUAGAUAUUGUCGUUUGUAACUAA